Molecule: messenger RNA, 3916 nt
Organism: Aspergillus aculeatus ATCC 16872
Lineage: Eukaryota; Fungi; Ascomycota; Eurotiomycetes; Eurotiales; Aspergillaceae
Gene: ctpA
Product: Cu(2+)-transporting P-type ATPase CCC2
Exons: 1
Coding region: 61-3639 (1192 amino acids)
Biological process (GO): copper ion homeostasis; monoatomic cation transport
Cellular component (GO): membrane
Molecular function (GO): ATP binding; copper ion binding; ATP hydrolysis activity
Source: RefSeq, a predicted model, not a curated record
CCGCCGGCCGAUAAUCUUUCUUCGCCUGGUUGUCACCACCAACCACCAAAUCCGUGCGACAUGGCGGCCUCAUCAACCGCUUUGCUCCGCACCGGAGACCAUGGCUAUCUCAACGAUCGAUCGCCCGCUCAUAUGGCUACCACUACGGUUAGUGUGGAGGGUAUGACGUGUGGCGCCUGCACCUCCGCUGUCGAAGGGGCCUUCAAGGGAGUUGAGGGCGCCGGCGAGGUGACCGUGAGCUUGAUGAUGGGCCGCGCCGUUGUGCACCACGAUCCGAGCUUGCUCCCACCGGAGAAGGUCGCCGAAAUUAUCGACGAUAGCGGUUUUGACGCCAAGGUCAUCUCCACGGACAGCUCAUCCCUACCGACCGAAAACACGGCGAAAUCCUCCAUAUCGAUCACCACACUGGCAGUGGAAGGCAUGACCUGUGGCGCUUGCACCUCCGCGGUUGAAGGAGGGUUGAACGAGGCAUCGGGCGUCCGAUCAGUCAGCGUGUCUCUACUCUCAGAGCGCGCCGUCGUCGAACACGAUGCCUCGGUCAUCACCCCGGAUCAAAUCGCGGAGCUGAUUGAGGAUCGUGGCUUUGGUGCAAAGGUGCUGGAAACCUCCACGGCUCAGGAUAGCUCUCAAUCUCUACAGGACUUGACGGGGUCAACAUCCUCUUUGAUGGUCACCACGGUAUCUAUAGACGGCAUGACAUGCGGUGCAUGCACCGCGAGCAUACAAAAUGCGUUCAGCGGAGUGGAUGGAUUGGUGCAGUUCAACAUCAGUUUACUUGCGGAACGAGCGAUUCUUGUUCACGACCCGUCUGUUCUACCAGUUCAGAAGAUUCUCAAUACUAUCGACGAUGCGGGUUUCGAUACAGCUCUAGUAUCUUCCGAAGCGCAAAACCUCUCGUCGAAGGGUCUCGGCCAAGUUACCCUCAGUCUUCACGGUGUGCGCGAUGCUGCCUCGGCAACGUGCUUGGAGGAUGACCUCCUCCAAAAGCCUGGCGUGUCUUCGGCCUCCGUGGACAUGAGUACCUCCCGAAUCAAAGUAUCCUUCGAUUCCUCCAUGCUCGGUGUCCGAUCGAUCGUCGAAGCUAUCGAGGCAGCUGGAUACAAUGCCUUGGUGUUGCAGUCAGAUGACACGAAUGCGCAACUCGAUUCGCUCUCGAAAACCAAGGAGGUUCAGGAGUGGAAACGCGCGUUCCUCUUCUCCGCCUCAUUCGCCGUGCCGGUCUUUCUCAUCAACAUGAUUCUACCCAUGUACCUUCCCGCGCUUGAUUUCGGCCGUGUCCCGCUCUUUUGCGGUCUCUACUUGGGUGACGUCGCUUGCCUUUUACUUACUAUCCCUGUUCAGUUUGGCAUUGGAAAGCGCUUUUAUGUGGCCAGCUAUAAGUCUCUGAAACAUCGGUCGCCGACCAUGGAUGUUCUGGUCAUGCUGGGUACAUCCGCGGCAUUUUUCUACAGCCUUUUCACCAUGAUCGUCGCGAUGUUUUCGGGUGGUCACUCGAGGCCUAGCACGGUCUUUGAUACAAGCACGAUGCUUAUCACAUUUAUCACGCUGGGAAGAUGGUUGGAGAACAGAGCUAAAGGUCAAACUUCGGCUGCACUUUCGCGACUCAUGUCCUUGGCGCCUUCAAUGACUACUAUCUACGAUGACCCUAUCGCGGCAGAGAAAAUGGCUGAGCAGUGGGAUACUAAGACCUCACCAUCGGAGGACAGACACUCGGCUCCUGCAGCACAUGAGACCUCGGGCCCUGGGCAAAAACUGAUCCCCACUGAGCUCAUCGAAGUUGGGGACAUCGUGAUGCUCCACCCCGGAGAUAAAGUCUCGGCAGAUGGUAUCGUCAUUCGCGGCGAAAGCUAUGUCGAUGAAAGUAUGAUCACGGGUGAAGCCCUUCCUAUCCACAAAUCCAAGGGCAGUGUUGUUAUUGCUGGAACAGUCAACGGGACAAGCUCGAUGGACUUCAAGGUCACACGCGCAGGUAAAGAUACUCAGCUUAGUCAAAUCGUCAAACUGGUCCAGGAUGCCCAAACGAGUCGAGCUCCCAUUCAACGUAUGGCCGAUGUGGUAGCCGGGUAUUUCGUGCCAGCUAUCAUCAGUCUUGGCCUGGUCACCUUCUUCGGCUGGAUGUUUAUGAGCCAUAUUCUGCCCCAUCCACCCAAGGUUUUCUUGGCAGAAAGCAAUGGGGGCAAAGUCAUGGUCUGUCUGAAGCUCUGCAUUUCCGUGAUUGUUUUCGCCUGUCCUUGUGCCCUGGGUUUGAGCACGCCCACUGCCGUCAUGGUUGGAACAGGUGUAGGUGCGCAGCAGGGUAUUCUCGUCAAGGGUGGUGCUGUUCUCGAAGCCGCUACAAAGAUCACCCAUGUGGUUUUCGAUAAAACGGGGACCUUGACAACCGGGAAGAUGAGCGUUGCAGAAACCAGAAUUGAGUCCCAGUGGACUGCGAACGACUGGCGGCGUCGAUUAUGGUGGCUUAUUGUUGGUCUUGCGGAGAUGAGCAGCGAACACCCUAUUGGAAGAGCCAUCUUUGCCGCCGCUCAGACUGAGUCAGGUAAUCCCGGAGAUGGCGGUCUUCCAGGAAGCUUGGGUGACGUCGAAGCCGUUGUCGGAAAAGGUAUCUCUGCACUGGUCGAACCAGCCUCUAGUGCCGAGCGCAUCCGAUACCGCGUUCUGGUGGGUAAUGCUACUUUUCUGCGAUCCAGAGACGUCGCAAUCCCAGAAUCUGCCGAGCCCCAAUCCUCAGAUGAUAUGGAAAGUAUCAACGCCAAAGCUCCUGCCGGUAUCACCCAGAUCCACGUCGCCAUUGAUAGCCAGUAUGCCGGUACCAUCUCGCUUCGGGAUACUGUGAAAAGCAGCGCUCCGGCAGCAGUUGCGGCUUUGCAUCGCAUGGGCAUCAUGACAUCCCUUAUCACGGGUGACACCCAUGCAACUGCCAUUUCGAUCGCUGCAGCUGUCGGCAUUUCGACCGAUGCAGUCCACGCUUCCGUGUCCCCUUCGGACAAGCAAGCUAUUGUCGCUUCGCUGCAAGAGGCCGGCGAUCGAGUUGCUAUGGUUGGUGAUGGCAUCAACGAUUCUCCCGCCCUGGCUACUGCGUCUGUCGGUAUUGCGCUUGCCUCUGGAACCGAUGUUGCCAUGGAAGCAGCCGACAUCGUUCUCAUGCGGCCCGAUGACCUGCUGUCUGUGCCAGCAAGCUUGUAUCUAUCCCGGUCGGUGUUCAACCGAAUCAAGCUAAACCUGAUGUGGGCAUGUCUCUACAACGUCAUUGGACUGCCUUUUGCCAUGGGCAUCUUCCUUCCCUUCGGGUUCAUGCUGCCCCCUAUGGCCGCCGGUGCCGCCAUGGCUGCCUCCAGUGUCUCAGUUGUCGUUAGCAGUCUUCUCCUCAAACUCUGGCGCCGUCCCAAAUGGAUGGACGCUGACAAGCUUCUCAAGGAGAUUUCAGAAGCGAACACCGACUUCAAGUCUUCGCAGAAGAGCUGGUGGGCCGCAACUCUCUCGGUCACCGGCUCCUCCUCCUCCUCCGGUGGCCGAUCAUCAUCCCACUGGAUUCGCAACACUGGCGCCGAGGUUUGGUCCUUUGUCACGGGCAAGAGAGCCCGAGGCUCCGACUUGGACGAGGGCCGCUACGUUCCUCUCCAAACGGUGGAACCAGCCUGAGUCCUCCUGUGUUAGACGCACAAUUUUUCUGGGUAUAUAAUGAUUGUCUUGUCACUGGUUGUCUAUGAGCUGAGCAUUGGCAAUUUGGCCAUAUAUUGCAUAUCUCUCUGCAUGUCACGACCCUCUAAUGAUCUGAUUUGAUUUUCUUUGUUUUGUUCUUUUCUUGGUUUCUUGGACAGCGAAUGGUGCUAUCUUGGUGUUGUGUGGUUUUCUUUUCACUUUCUUCUCCCAAUCUCAGCUAGAAAGCCUUCUUUCCGACGGCCUAUAAAUCUUAUAC